AUGUUGGACUCCCUCUCACCAGUGACAUACUUCGAAGACAACCGGUAUCACUAUGCCACCUCGUACGCUAUAGCUGUUAAGGCAGCUGCAACGGCGGCGCCUACGUUCUGUAUGGCUUACAAAACAGCCGGCUACAUCCAAGACCUGGAGGAAGAGUACAGAGGGAAGGAUGUCGCGAAUGUAAGCAAUAUGCUUGGAGAGUGGGAUACGGGCUCACAAGAGUGCAGGUGCCACGAAGUGGCGCCAUACGACGACUGGGAGGAAUUGUUCGGAGCGUACUACGCAACCAGCAGUUCCGAAGAUGAAGAUGAAGCGUGGGAUGCCUCUUCAUAUUCUUCGGGCUGCGACCCCAUCGACGGAGAUUUGAUCGUACUCCAUGCCUCCGACUCUUGUUCGGUGCCACACAUAAUCCUCACACCCGCGCCGCCACAAGACCCCUUCGUUGGAUACGCAAACUAUGUCAACGCGAGGAUGCCUCAGGAUCCUUCGUACUUGACGACUCCUGAAAUCAGGUGCACGUACUCUCGGCUUGAUGAAGACGAUGUCGACUGCGGCGAGCUCUUGGAAGAAAGCGAGGAUGACGAGUCGGCAGAUGAAGAUUGCUCGGGAUGGGAAGAAGAGAGCACGCCCAGGAAUUGCGUAUCCAGGUCAAGAGUUGACGGUGUCAAGGGCCUCCCUGAUUGGGACAUCGGUCUUGUCACUGUCAGCGUCGCGCCGGUGGAUUUUGAAGACGAAGCAGGACUUCCGUCAGGCUCCGCGGGCACGCACACGCAUGCACGAUGGAUAGCAUCGACCUACUAG
Molecule: messenger RNA, 801 nt
Organism: Gloeophyllum trabeum ATCC 11539
Lineage: Eukaryota; Fungi; Basidiomycota; Agaricomycetes; Gloeophyllales; Gloeophyllaceae
Exons: 3
Coding region: 1-801 (266 amino acids)
Source: RefSeq, a predicted model, not a curated record